Messenger RNA from Musa acuminata AAA Group (dessert banana), 1314 nucleotides. Its product is annotated as probable calcium-binding protein CML22. Lineage: Eukaryota; Viridiplantae; Streptophyta; Magnoliopsida; Zingiberales; Musaceae. The transcript has 5 exons. The record is from RefSeq and is a predicted model, not a curated record. Gene Ontology annotation, molecular function: calcium ion binding. The coding region runs from base 81 to 1028 and encodes 315 amino acids.
UCGGCAUCUGAUACUUGGUCUAUGGACGUCGGCUUCCAUGGAGGAGAAUCCAUGUAACUGAUAAGCUGGCAAGAUAUCCUAUGCCCACCUUCAAUGGUUCCAGGCUGGUAGCUUCUCCAUCAUCACCAAAGCUCCUGUCUUUCCGAAACCCCAAUAAUCCAUCCUACACACAAGGGGGUUCUGCAGCUUCCAUGAAAGAAACUUCAGGACUGUUACGCUCAUUCUCUGCACUGAAAUCAUUCUCUGACAAAGUGGGAGAUGCCUUUGCCAAACUUAGUUCUUCAAUUAAGCAUAGAAAAGAUCAUCAGAAUCUUAAGAGGAGAUUGUUAGAGGCCAUGAAACAGAGAGGCUAUUCGAACCAAAAUACCUUCAGAUCAAUCAAUAGCAUCAUCAUGUGGUUCCCGCAUUUCAAAGAAGGGUUGCAAAAUAUCAAGAAUAUCUUUGAAAAAUACGUUUCUCAAUUUGAUGCUGAUUUAGUACGAGCCGUAAUUAAAAGAACAAAGUGUGUUCUGGCACACAUUCCAGAUGAGGAUUCAAAUGGCACGAUGGAUCAUGAAGAUCUAAAGAAGUGCCUGAGAAUGCUGCAAAUCCAACUUUCGGAGAAGGAUAUUGAUCGUCUUUAUCAUUACUGUGGCAUGGAUGAAAACAAAGGAAUACAAUACCAUGAAUUUAUUGUUCUCCUUUGCUUUGCUUAUCUUCUGGCAGGACCUGACUCUGCAACUAAUAAUAUGUCAAAUUCUGCAUCACGACAUGUUGAAGCCACCUUUGAUAAGCUUGCAGAAGCAUUUGCAUUUCUUGACAAAAAUGGUGAUGGAAAGCUGGAUAAGAAGGACAUCAUUCUGGCACUAAACGAAGCACCUUCAAAGGAGAAAUCACCAACUCAUAUUACAAGCAGAAGAUUCAAAGAAAUGGACAGAAACAAGGAUGGAACAGUGUCUUUCAAAGAGUUCCUUUUCUCCUUGAUAAAAUGGAUUGGAAUAGACACAGAUCAUGAGAAAGAACCUCUGAGAACCAUUGAAGUUUGGUAACACAAGCUUUAUGUUUGUGCUGCAGAUGGUGAGUUUAAUAAUGAGAUUCAUGUUAAUGUCUACUAUUUCACUCACUAGACAUUGAACUUCCUAUUCAUAUUUGUUGCUUUGGGGUAUAAUAUCUCAUGAUACUUACUUUUAGGAAAUUAAGUUUUGGUGUAGUGUUUUUAAUCUGAUUUCUGAAGAAGUAUUCUGUCCAAAAGUAUCUAAAUCAAUGUACACUAAGAGGUUCCCUAAGCUGAAGUAUGAUUGAGAAGUGCUGAAAAUUUUCUCAACAGUAUGUUGA